CCCCCCCCUUUGAUGGUCUCUGAGAGUCUGAGAUAUGAGGCCUCAACCCGUAACACUGGCAGAGCUUCGGGAAGCGAUGGGCUUCCGAGGUGAAGCCCCUCCCCCUCCUCCUCCUCCUCACCCUCCUCCUCGUCCUCCCCCUCCUCCUGCUCCUGCUCCUCCUCCUGUGAUGUCAUCAGCGAUCUCUGUAGACGCUAAAGCCGACCUCACGUCCCUGCUGAACGAGUGGGAGGAGUCUCAGAGAGGGACCACGGAGACGCUGGUGUCCAUCCUCACCAGGAUCUCUGAGCUGAUUGAAGGGGAGACAGCAGAAUAUCACAAAGCAGACCCCGACCCGUUCGAUGACCGACAUCCAGGACGGGCAGACCCAGAGUGCAUGCUGGGACAACUCCUCAAGAUGCUCUUCAAUAACGAUGACUUCACUAACGCGCUGCUGGAUAACUACAUCAUGACGAGCAGAGAGCUGGAUCUGAACACGGCCUCCUGCAGACUGCUGCAGAACAUCAUGCCGGGCCUGGAGACCGCUGCUGUCUUCCAGGAGAAGGAGGGUCUGGUGGAGAAGCUGUUCUCCUGGUCCAGAGAGGCGGAGCGGCCUCUCAACGUGUUCUCCACCGGACUGCUGGCCAGAGCCAUGAGCAACCAGGAAGUAGCAGCUAGCUACAGAGACGAGAACGCUCUGCUGGUGCCAAUCAUGAUCCAGCGCCUGCAUGAACUGCAGAGUGAAGACGCCAAGAAUCUGCCUCAGGCCGAAACCUCGAGCGCCUCAACACACCAGAACUUAAAAACAAACGAGGAAGAGGAGGAAGGCGAGAAGAAAAAAGAGGACGAGGAAGAAGAAGAUGCUGAGUUUAAGCUCUGCUCUGCAAAAAAGAACGGAGACAAAACGCGACUUCUGCCGGAUUUUGUUUACCAAGCCAGGCCAGAUCUUGGAGGAAGAGGAGGAGGAGGAAGAAGAGGAGGAUUAGGGAAGAGACGAGCGAUGCAGGACAACGGGAGGAAAGUCAAGCAGAAAAUGAAUGAGGGAGAGGAGGAAGAGGAAGAGGAGGAGAGGAGCGCCUCCUGGUCUGAAAUGAGCUCCAUGGUGAUCGGAUCAGAGUACCGUCUCUCUCCACUGAGCGCCGCCACUGAGCAGAGACUCAUCCUCCAAUACCUGACUCCACUGGGAGACUACCAGGAGUUGCUGGCUGUCUUCAUGCAGUUGGACACUCGCUCUUUACUGAUGAAUUACAUCGACCUGAAGAAGAACAGAAAUGUGCAGCUGAUCUUCGACGCUCUGCUGUAUUUGGCGUCGCUGCUGCUCCAUAAGAAGUUUGCAGCAGAGUUCAUCACUCACGGAGGAGUGCAGAGACUUCUGGAGAUCCCGAGGCCUUCCAUGGCAGCGACCGGAGUUUCUCUCUGCCUCUACUACCUGGCCUACAACCAGGACGCCAUGGAGAGGGUAUGCACCCUCCCUGACGGUGUUCUCUCGGACACGGUCUCCUACGCUCUCUGGCUGCUGGAGUCUUCUCACGCGUCGGGCGUCUGCCACGCCACCAUGUUCUUCUCCAUCUCGUUCUCCUGCAGAGCCGUGCUGACGCUGUUCGACCGGCACGACGGCCUGCGGCGACUCGUCAACCUGGUGAGCACUCUGCAGAUCCUGAACACAGAGAGCGAGGUUUCUUUGAUGAGUGACGACCAGGUGUUCUCCAACAGGCAGACGGCCAAACACACCUGCAUGGCGCUGCGCAGGUAUUUUGAGGCUCACCUGGCAGUGAAGGCUGAGCAGGUCAAACAGUCUCUGCACAACUCAGACGGAGGAAGCACCGUGCCCCAGCAGCCCUUCUAUAAGGCGUACACGUACACCAGGGAGCAGGUGAUUGAGAUGAUGGAGUACCUGAUCGAGAGCGCCCCCCCGCAGCUCCACUGGGAGCCGGUGGAGCUUUUCUACAAGAUGUCGUGCGUGCCUCUGAUGCUGCAGCUCAUCUCCACCGCCUGCGACUGGAGGACCUACUACGGCAGGAGUGACACGGUACGUUACGCUCUGGAUAUCCUGGCCCUCCUGGUGGUGGUUCCUAAAGUCCAGCUGGUGCUCGCUGAGACCGUGGAGGUCCUGGACGAGACCCGCUCCCCUGUCUCCACUGUGGGAAUGAGCAUCAUUCUGGGCGUGGCGGAGGGAGAGGUGUUCGUCCACGAUGCAGAGAUCCAGAAGUCUGCUCUGCAGGUGAUAAUAAACUGGUGUGCCCCGGAUCAGAGCCUGAGUCCUGGGGGGGCUUUCCCGGCCCCCCCCCCUUAUGUUCUGCACCUCAUGUGGCAGCUGGUGCAGAACAACAACGGCAUCAAGGUGCUCCUCUCGGUUCUCUCUGUGAAGAUGCCCAUCACAGAUGCAGAUCUGAUCCGAGCUCUGGCCUGUAAAGCUCUGGUUGGAUUGUCCCGCAGCGCCGCCAUCAGACAGAUCAUCAGCAAGCUGCCGCUGUUCACCAGCAGCCACAUCCAGCAGCUGAUGAAGGAGCCUCUGCUUCAGGACAAACGCAGCGAGCAUGUGCGUUUCUGCCGCUACGCAGCGGAGCUAACGGAGCGCGUGUCGGGGAAACCUCUCCUCAUGGGGAGCGACGUCUCAUUGGCUCGCCUGCAGAGGGCCAACGUGGUCGCCCAAUCACGGAUCACCUUCUCCCAGAAGGAGCUGUUGGUGUUGAUCAGGAACCACCUGGUGGCCAAAGGGCUACAUGACACCGCUACCCUUGUCAGGGAGGCCAACCUCCCCUCCUCCCCUCCUCUGAUCUGCAGGAGUCACCGCUCGGACAGACAAGGUCGUAUCGGCGGCGGCCAUGUUGGCUCGUCUCCUGCGUCCUCAUUGGCUGUUGCCUCCUCCUCCUCCACUCCCAUUCGCUCCCUCGUCCUCUCCUCCCCCUCGCCAGCGUCUCUUCCGGCGGGUCGGAUUCUGUUUUCUCGAGAACGCCCGCCUGCGAUCUGUAACUCUGGGAGGAGACUGAGUACUCCCGGCCAUGAAGAUGCAGCCCCCCCCCUCGCCCCCCCCUCCCCCCCCUCCCUGGACAGCAUCAUCACAGAGUUUCCUGAGGGAGCAGCAAUGCGCGCUGCAUUAACCCCGUCACCACCUGCCCCCCCUUCUCCCUCUUCAACCCCCCACCGCUGCCCCGAGCCCACGCAGCGCCGCAUGGCCGAGCCCAACUUCAGCGCACCGGCUGGGUGGGGCGGGGCCUAUACCCGAGGCACGGGGGGGUGGACCGAGGGGGGCUGGACCGGCACCUCAUCUUCAGCAG
Molecule: messenger RNA, 3257 nt
Organism: Gymnodraco acuticeps
Lineage: Eukaryota; Metazoa; Chordata; Actinopteri; Perciformes; Bathydraconidae
Product: DDB1- and CUL4-associated factor 1-like
Biological process (GO): protein ubiquitination
Cellular component (GO): nucleus; Cul4-RING E3 ubiquitin ligase complex
Molecular function (GO): histone H2AT120 kinase activity; nuclear estrogen receptor binding
Source: RefSeq, a predicted model, not a curated record